Paramecium sonneborni is the source of this 968-nucleotide messenger RNA. The record is from the annotation of a GenBank genome assembly. Lineage: Eukaryota; Ciliophora; Oligohymenophorea; Peniculida; Parameciidae.
AUGAGUUUUGCUUAAUCAUCCACUGGAUAACCAACGCCUUAAGCUUUAAUGAGCAUUUGGAGAAGUUAAGAAUCUGAUCCUCCUUACUUUAGUAUUUGAAAUUUAUCAUCUAUAGUAAAUUUUCAAAAUUCUUUAAAAUAUCCAAGAGAUGAGAAAUUUACUGAGAUGAUAACUUAUACUUGCCUUCCAACAUUUAAAUUAUAAAGUAUGACUACAAUACUCAUCAUAUUCAAUUCAUUUUACUUUAUCAUACUUAUAAUAAGUGGAGAUAUUAAAGAUGGUGGAUAAUUUCUCGAACCUAAUUAAAAUGUUUAAAUUAUUAGUUUUAUUUAUAGUCUUUAUAUUCUUUAGGUAUGCUCUAUCCAUACAGAGUUAAAUAUGAAUAGGAGAUUUAACGAUUAUUUUUAAGUCUCUUAUUGUAUUCCAAUUUCAUCAAUUAUUUUUCUUGUUAAGUGGCUGUUGCAAUAUAUGGAUCUUAUGUGGAAAAAUUGUUAGGAUGGAAGAAAUUGUGGAUGAUAAGUGUAUUUGGUGGAUUUGGAGGAACAUUAUUAAGCUGUUGUUACACAUCGAAAUUGCAUAUUAAUGGAGUUUUGGUUCCUUCAACUUUUAAUGGAGUUCUUUUUGGAUACACUUUAUUAAAAUGGGAUAAAUGGAGUUAUUCAGGUUCUGGAAGAUAUUAAAUGGUUGGAGUAAUCAUUUUUGGAUUAAUAAUUUUCUUUUGGUAAGCAUGGUAUUGGGAAAUUAUAGAUUAAAUUGGAAUAUUAGGUUCUUAUUUAUAUGGAACCUUAUUAGCAUUUGCAUUUUCUAAAUAAUUGAUGAAAGUGUAUUAAUUAUUUUCUACUUUUAGAGAUUAUGAUACUGAUUUAAAAUGUGUAUAAAUUUCAUCCAUUAUUUUGAUUCUUGUUAUUUUAGGAUGCGAAAUAUUUUAUUUCUUUUGGAUAUCUUAACCUUUGAGGUUAGAAAUUUGA